Messenger RNA from Acanthochromis polyacanthus (spiny chromis), 3116 nucleotides. RefSeq names its product FIGNL1 interacting regulator of recombination and mitosis (gene firrm). The coding region runs from base 229 to 2823 and encodes 864 amino acids. NCBI's taxonomy places the organism in Eukaryota, Metazoa, Chordata, Actinopteri, Pomacentridae. The transcript has 24 exons. The record is from RefSeq and is a predicted model, not a curated record.
AACGUCACAUCCAGUUAAAAGAACGGCGGGCGGUAUGCCUGUCUACAGCUUAUUAUCUGUUCGUCUCUCUUUAAUAAUUUCUACAUUUGAGUCUUUGACCAGAUAAAAUGGUAACGGUAGGCGACUCGAAGGAACGUUGAAGUGAUUCUACGCCUCGGAACUGAACAUUUAUGUGUCCUACAUAUUUCUGGACAGCAGGACUGAGCUCCACCGGUGCCUCCUUUCAUCAUGUCCCAGACCAACAUUUCUCUCCUGGAUGAGGUGGUGCAGUGGAGUCAGGAAACCUGCCGCCAGGAGCUCAGGUCUGUCCUGCCAAAACUCACCUCUUUGCAUCAUAAGUCUGACAGCUGGGAUGAUCAUAUACGUAUACUGAAGAUAAUUACAGACAUGUUCCUCCCUCACAUUGGACUGUCAGAGCUGGAGGAUGAGUGUUUCUCCCAGAUCUUACCUAAGGCAGUGACGGUGUUUCACAGCAUGAUGAAAGAAGUCAUGGACCAAGCUGGCGGACUCUCAAGUCAGAACACUGAACUGUGUGGCUUACUACGGAACAUUUUACAGGGACUGGUGCAGAUAAUUGAUGCGCUGUCUACUUGUGUGCGUCACGUUGGCUCGUUUGAGGAAGCUCCUGACUUGGAUGCUAUCCGCUCGCUACCAACUUGUAUCCUGAAAGUCCUGAGGGAAACAUUUCAGCACUGCAAGGACAGUGAGGAGGUUUACUGCAGUCGUCUGUCCCUGGUGGCCGACCUGCUGCAGGGACUAUUCAAGGAAGCAUAUUCCCUCCAGAAGAGUUUCUUGGAGCUGCUGGAUCGGAUCUCCCUGGAAAGCAGCGCUUCAGAGGAGGAGGUCUCUGACAUUGUUACAGUGAUUCACAGUCUCCUGGAUAUCUGCUCUCUUAUCUCCAACCUGGACAUAGCACUGCAUGCUAACACAUGGAAGUUCCUCAUCAGACAGAGUAUAAAGUACCACUCAUUGGUCGAGGAGCAUCUACAUCACCAUGACAUCAGCAGCAGCCUGAGUGACAACCUGCUGGCCUCCUUCCACAACUGUGUGGAGCUGGCUGAACAGAUUAAACAUAUUGGUUUACAGGAGGCCAAACAAAGCCCAGAAUACAAGCUGUUCCAGAAAUCUGCAAAGAUGUGCAGAUUUUUUGCCAACACUUUGGUUCAUUACAUAAAGGAAUUCAAGUUUUUUCUGACAAAAUGUUGCAGCAGUUUUCACCAACUUUAUCUCCAGAUCAUCAGUAAGUUCCCUCCCAGUUUGUGUGCUCCAGAACUGCCCACGGCUCUGUCUGAGGAGCUGAAAGCAGCAGCUCUGGUUCCCAUGGAUGCUUUCCUCCUCCAGCUGCUGUCUCUGAGGCCGUUUGCUGAAGUUGCCCUCCGGCAGGAUCUAUGGUUACGUCCUGAACAAGAGCUUCCUCAGUGUCUCCUGCUGGUGAGCAUCAUGGGACAACUUUCCUGCCAACCAGAGGAGGUGAUGCAGCUUUGGUUCACUGGCAGUCAGUUCUCAGAGGAGACACCCAGACUUCCUCUCUACCAGGCCGUCUUCACUAGUUUCCGACGAUGCCAUGCUGAGCGUAAUGUACCAGUGCUGUUGCCAGGGGUGAUGUUGAAGGGUCAGGCCCAGGCCCAGGUCACUCUGCACCAACACUUCUGUGUGCAGCUCUGUGCCAGUGUGGCUGUGCUUCCUCCUGAGCACUUUCCUGUGCUGGAGCGUUGCUUGGUUGAUGCCGUACUGCAGGCUGACACUCAAACGGCUCUGCUGGCCACAGAUGUGUGGUGUUUUACAGCACGGUAUGGGACAGCUGAACUUUGCCUACAUCAUGUCCUCCUUAUUGCUCAACUGGUGAAAGUGUGCACCGCUGAGCGCUACCAGUCCUUCCACCUGGGCUUGCUGCUGAAACGCAUGGUUUCCUUUAUGACGCCGAACCACCAGAUGGAGCUGAUCGCACAAUUCCCGCCGUCUGAGUUGGAAAACCUUCGAGUGUGGCACCACAUCCUCCUCAGAGCUCUUUCACAGGACGCCCGACAUCGUGUACAAACAGAAAUUCUCGACUUAACUCAGAAAGUUCUGACCGACUGGCAGAAUGGAGGAUACAAACUGGGACAGGUGGACAAAGUGAAUGUGGUGCUGUUAUCCCUCCUAGUGGUGGUUCGAGAGCAGGCGUCUGUUGAAGAAGAGUGCAUGUUGUCUGCGGUGAAGAUCGUCACACAGCUGUGGUCACGAAUGAGUCCAGACCAGAUACAGACACACCCUGUGCUCCAGUUUACUCUGCAGCUACUCUUGUCAUUAUCAGCCGUUUUAGUAAAAAACGUCAAACCUCAAGUCAUCUGUCAGGCUCUGCUGUGUCUGGACGCCGUUGUUGCUCAGAAGUGUGCAGAUCAGCUUCUGCUGGCUGCUCUGGAGUUCCUCUCCUCCCUGGGGAAGGUCUUUGUCCCUCCUGACAGCCAGAGUCAAAUCCUUCCAAAGCUGAGUGGCCUGUUUGGAGUUCUUUUGGCCGACAGAUACUGGCUGCUACAUCAGCACGCCCUGGAGGCCUUUUCUUACUUUGCAGAGAACACAAAUCACGAAGAGGUAAUUCCCCAGAGUUUGUUUGGAGAAGAAAUCAAGACUGAAGUGGUGAAUUAUCUUAGCAAGACCGUGAAUGCAAAAGAAGAUGUGGACUCACGGCUACAGAGACUCAAACAGGAGACGCUCGUGAUUCAGCAACACAACGAGACGCUGGAGAAUAACAAAGAAAUGUUUCCAACAAACCGACCGCUGACACUGUUGAAGUCACAGAGGUUAGUAGCAUUUAUAAAGUUAACUUUAAAUGUAUUUUUUUGAAUAUACAUGCUCAUGGACAGCCUUGCCUCAUAUUUAUACUGUCCAAAUCAGUGGUAGCCAGUAUACUGUCUGUCUACCAAACACUUGAGCACUAGGAGGUAAUACAUGUUGCAUAAGGGGAGUCAGGGUGUCGAUUUAUCAGAAAUAUUUUCACCUUUGUUGACUCAAUAUACACCGAGUUUUAUAUUUAAUUUUACCUAUAAAUAGGUCAAUAAGAUUCAAUCUAGGGAUCGACUAAUGUUUUUUUAAGGGCUGAUAUCUAUGCCGAUUAUUGCAAAUCAGAAAGACAGUCU